Messenger RNA from Staurois parvus, 409 nucleotides. NCBI's taxonomy places the organism in Eukaryota, Metazoa, Chordata, Amphibia, Anura, Ranidae. The record is from the annotation of a GenBank genome assembly.
CUAUCAUGUGAUCAGCUGUGUUCAAUCACAGCUGAUCGCAUCAGUUCUCUCCUCAUGCUGACAGUGCGUGAGGAGAGGAGAGCCGGGCACUGAUGAUCAGUGUAGCCCCAUCAGUGCUACCUCUCAGUGCCCAUCAAUGACACAUACCAGUACCCAUCAAUGCCACAUACCAGUGCACAUCAAUCAGAGCUGCCUAUCAGUGCUAGUCAGUGCUGCCUAUCAGUGCCAGUAUGUUCCGCCUAACAGUGCCCAUCAGUGCCGCCUAUCAGUGCCCAUCAGUGCCGUCUACAGUUCCAAUCAGUGCCGCCUAUCAGUGCCAGUCAGUACCGCCUAUCAGUGCCAGUCAGUACCGCCUAUCAGUGCCUAUCAGUGCCUAUCAGUGCCGCCUAUCAGUGCCAUAUAUGAGUGA